Messenger RNA from Paecilomyces variotii, 2943 nucleotides. Its product is annotated as putative C2H2 finger domain protein. Gene Ontology annotation, biological process: DNA-templated transcription; regulation of transcription by RNA polymerase II. The coding region runs from base 192 to 2843 and encodes 883 amino acids. The transcript has 7 exons. Gene Ontology annotation, cellular component: chromatin. The record is from RefSeq and is a predicted model, not a curated record. Lineage: Eukaryota; Fungi; Ascomycota; Eurotiomycetes; Eurotiales; Thermoascaceae. Gene Ontology annotation, molecular function: RNA polymerase II cis-regulatory region sequence-specific DNA binding; DNA-binding transcription factor activity, RNA polymerase II-specific; zinc ion binding.
UCGUCCGCCCCCAAUCUCCCAUCAUUCUAGAUCCACUUCAGAUCUAUUCUUGUUUACGUUCUUAUUCUUUAAAUGACCGCUCCUGUUCCCCAUACCCGUACACAAGUAUACCUGCAGGAUCAACAACGUUGAGCAAGGUUAGCACAGCCAACCGCGCAAUUACAUAUAGAUCGUCGCAUCUCCCACACGGAAUGGCCAAAGUCUCGACUCGACGAAGCAAAUCAACGGAAGCAAUCUUUACACCUACCAGUGUCACUUCUCAAACCAGCGUCGACCGCAAGAAGAGAGUAACCAUGCGCCGCACUACCUCUACAUCGGACAUUCCGACUCCUAUUACCUACACACCCACUACACAUCGAAUAAGCAAGGCGAAGAAGGGUAAACGGGUUCACGCAUGCGGAUUCCCUGGUUGCAACAAGGUUUUCACACGCGCAGAACACCGAAGACGUCACGAAUUGAACCACAACCCAGAAGCGUCAUUUCCAUGCAGAUAUGAAGGAUGCCGAAAGGCCUUCCAUCGCCCUGAUCUACUUGCGAGGCAUAUGGAGCGACAUGAGCUUGAUGCACAAUCUGGUGGUAAUGCGAGCCGGCAUUGGAAACAACCCAGUCAAUCAUCAGUCGUCUCUGAUCCAUCGAGCGUGGCGGAUACCAUACCUGCGUGUGCGACUCCAGAUUCUCUUCCUGUGGUGAGCUCUGGUUCAAUGUCAAUUGGUUCUAUUGUGGCGCCCGGAGUGCACCCUGAUCUUGCAAGCGAUUAUUCGUUGCCCUGGAGUGGGAUGGAGAUCCCCAUGGACCCUCGAGCUACACCAUUCCCGAACCACAUUCGAGAAUCCGCAGGAGACAGCCCAUUCUACUCUUCGCCCGAUACCUGUGGCUCUCCCUUAUCAGACGUGCCAUCAUUUCACCUUUCGCAGCCAAGGAGUGUUUCUUCUGCUCCGACUUCUGUGAUCUUCAACCCGGAGCUGGUGCAAUCGCCCCUGCAGAUCGAUGACGGCUGUGACUGGGACCCAAUUGACUCUGCCAAUAUCGUACCAUUCUCCCUGGAGGGUGAUAUGCUUCAACCAGUAGACUUUUCAAUGCCAGUACCCCUCUCCAACUUGGAUGGGGUUGAGUGGUUUGCCCUACGACGAGAGCUUACUUCCGCCCCCGGAGUCGUUUCAGGGGAUGAUGGGAUGGAAAUCAUGGACACUAUGAAAUGGCAAGACUGUUUCGAGAGUUACUGGCGGCAUUUUCAUCCUUUAUUCCCCAUCGUGCAUCGACCGACCUUUUUCGCAACAAAACCCAGUCCUUUACUAGCAGGAGCUAUGGUUGCCAUAGGCUCUCAAUAUGACAACCGACACAAUGCUAAGGAAUACUCACUUGCCUUGCUCGAGGCGUGUCUAAAGCUUUUGUCAAAGAGGACUCCAAUAACAAGCCGGUCCCGAAUCACCGAUAUUCAAACGGUCUUUUUACUGGAAUACCUGUCGAAGUUUAGAUCCCGGAGAGCGGACGUCCAACUAUCCCACCGUUUCCGGAGUCUGUAUGGUAGCUACAUGCAUGAUCGCCACUGGAUCUCUCAGAAUCCAUUCGCUGUUUUGAACACACUCCCAGAAAAUCCAAGUCAAGAAGCACUUACGAAGGCGUAUAAGUUUUGGGUUGAACAUGAAGCUCGGCGGAGGGUGUUGCAAGCUGCGUUCAUUUUCGAUGCACAGCAGUCUGCACUAUUUGGUCAGCCACGGGUCUUAUUGCAGCAGUCUGCUGUGAGUUCGCGCCUUAGGAAGUCGAGUGUUGGAACCACGGACUUGCCGUUCCCCUGCGAUUCAAAUCUGUGGGAGACUUGGCAUCUGGAAGAUUGGUUUCGAACGGCUAGGUCGCACAGAUCAUUGUCAUUGCCUUCUAUGGCCAUGGCUUCAGGUCUACAUGGACAACCCAGCUCGCGUCAUCUGGAUACUUUCCAGUGCACUCUCCUUCUCGUGCAUAACCUGACCAGUCAGAGAUCAGAGAACUACGAGGCAUGGCUUGUCCCGAGUGAGGGAUACGACCAAUAUGCACCUUCAAGCGCGCCCUCUCAGCCGUGCAGUCUUUUCACGUAUCAUGCGCUCAGUGCUGCCCGCCAUACGCCUUUGCAUGCCUUGUUGACUGUUAGCGGGGAGUCGUGGCUCUUUAACCGAAAGGUACCUCAUGAAGAAGACUUUCGGAAGGCCAAAGACACAUUACGGCGAUGGGCGUCCGACACAGAAGACAUUAGGAAAGCCGUCUGGCAUGCAGUUCGGGUUUUGGAAUGCGCCGUGUACAAUGCGUAUCCGAAUGCCUUGCUUCGCGACAACGCCCGAACUACAGCGAACCAAGGACACAGAGCAACAGGGAGCAGGAUCCCCAGAUCAUCGCCAGCUCUGAGUGCUCCCCUAAUCCCGUUACUCGCAGGCGAAGAGGCGGGGACCUCAUCUGCUGCUCGACCAGGCCCACUAGCUAUGCUCCACGCGAACUGGGCUCUUUACAUUUCGGCGCUCAUCUGCUGGGCUUACGGGUUUGAUCCUUCCACAUCUACAAUCUCCGCUUCCUACCCUUCGAAUAUGCUCUCUCGGUCACAAACAGCGAUUGCCGCAUCUGCACGUUCGUAUAUCUCGACAAUGAUCUCACUGGCGCCUACAUGGCAACAACUCUCACACAAUCGGAUUCCUGUGACGGUCCGUUGCAAUACACUUUCCUUACUUGGAUUCAUCCGCACUACCCGACUUCAAGAAGGCCGCAUGGGCGGCCUGCUCAAUGAAGGCGAAAGAGUCCUAGCUCGACUUACAGAGACAAGAGCAACCGUCAACGCCGAGGGCAGAAGCAUGUGGGAAUACCAACCGGUAUCUUUCUAGUUGACUGGAGUUUUGAACAAUUUCGUGAUUCGUUUUAUUUUCUUCGAUUUCCUUCCCUUUGAGUUCAGCGUUUCAUUUCACAGCAUUUAGAUCUGGGUCC